Racocetra persica is the source of this 192-nucleotide messenger RNA. The record is from the annotation of a GenBank genome assembly. NCBI's taxonomy places the organism in Eukaryota, Fungi, Glomeromycota, Glomeromycetes, Diversisporales, Gigasporaceae.
CCAAAGCCAAAGAUGGAUAAAAAAAUAAGAGAAAUAUUAAACAAUCAAUACGGAAAAUUUGGUGGUGCAUUAAGUCGAGAAACACAAAAGGACGAAAACAUUGAAGAAUAUCAAAAUCUAAUUGAUAAGGAUUAUUAUCCAUAUGUGUGGUUUCAGAUAGAGUUCAAUGUUAAAAAGAUUGCAUCAUCAUAG